Molecule: messenger RNA, 1958 nt
Organism: Parasteatoda tepidariorum (common house spider)
Lineage: Eukaryota; Metazoa; Arthropoda; Arachnida; Araneae; Theridiidae
Product: serine proteinase stubble
Biological process (GO): proteolysis
Molecular function (GO): serine-type endopeptidase activity
Source: RefSeq, a predicted model, not a curated record
UGUUUCUUAAAAAAAUUGAAGUGAAACUAAUCUGCGGUUUUGUGGUCGAAGAAGGUCGUUAAUCCGAUUGAAAGUGUGAUCUUAUGAGAAUAUUAUUUUGUACUUAAUAUUUGUAAAUAUUAAAACAAUUAUUUUAAAAAGUACAAUUGUUUUUAGAAACUCAUAUAAACCAAUAAUUAUUUUUCAUUCUUGAAUUAUAUUCGUAUUUGGAUUAUUGAAAUCAAUAAACAUUUAUUCGGAUUAAGACGACUGAAACUGCAAACACGUUGAAUUAAUUACUCGUAAAGCCCUUAGUAUUACAAUGAAGUGUCAAUACCAAAAAGCAUGCACUUUGAUGUAUUACACGCUUCUUGUUUUUCUAAUUAUUGGACAAAAUGCAUCUACCAUCAAAAUUCGACCAGAGAGCUGCACAAAUGCCAUGGGAGACAAAGGAACAUGCAUGUUUGUAUGGCAAUGCAUCAAAUCAGAUGGUGUUCAACUCGGACCCUGCGUGGACCGUUUCUUGGUAGGAACAUGCUGUUCAUUGCCAAAAGAGGAAGAUAAUCUAGUUCCAGGAUCCUCAGGGUCUUCUAGCAAUUCAUCUAUGCCACCCUUUUCUCCUCCAAAAGGUGAUUUGCCUAAUAAAGUGAAACCAGCCGCUUCUAGUGUUCAAACAACAGUAGUGACAAAACCUCCAAUCCUCAUGACAACAGCUCCGCUGACGAUUGGCACGUUUAAUUUUCCAACAACGAAUGCAAGGCCUAUAUCAUCAUCUACCAUUCAAUCAACAGUGGCUCAACAAACGUCAUCAACAACAACAACAGCCAAGCCUGAUAAUAGAGAUUCUUUAGAAUGUGGAAUUCCAGCCUUAUUUCCGAAGAGUAAAGUUGUUGGUGGAACACAUUCAUCUUUUGGAGAAUGGCCUUGGCAGGUGUCUGUGCGAAGGUCAUCAUUCUUUGGUUUUGCGAGUACACAUAGAUGUGGAGGUGCUAUUCUAAACGCCAACUGGAUAGCCACUGCAGCUCAUUGUGUUGAUGACCUGCUCAAGUCUCAAAUACGAAUUCGUGUAGGGGAGUUUGAUUUCUCUACAGUACAAGAACCGGCCCCUUUCCAAGAAAGAGGUAUAGAGAAGAAAGUGGUACACCCAAGAUACAACUUUUUCACGUACGAGCAUGAUCUAGCUCUUGUGAAGCUGGAGUCUCCUCUAACUCUUCAACCCCAUGUCAGGCCCAUAUGUUUGCCCGAUAUGGACGACACAUUCAUUGGACUGAAUGCUACAGUGACUGGAUGGGGAAGACUGAGUGAAGGUGGUACUUUGCCCUCCAAACUACAGCAGGUACAAGUGCCAAUCAUCAGCAACGAAAAGUGUCAACAAAUGUUCCAUACUGCGGGGCGGCAAGAAAGUAUUCCGGACAUUUUCUUAUGUGCAGGAUAUGAAGCAGGGGGACGAGAUUCAUGUCAGGGAGAUUCUGGAGGCCCGUUGCAAGCAAAGAGGAAAGAUGGACGCUGGUUUCUCGCUGGUAUUAUAUCCUGGGGCAUCGGCUGUGCAGAGCCUAACAUGCCUGGUGUCUGCACUAGGAUAUCUAAAUUCACGAACUGGAUUAUGCAAGUGAUUAGCUGAGGUUUUUUUUUUUAUUUUGACGGUAGAUGCUAAACAUGUGUUGGUGACGCCAUAGCCAAAUGUGAUAAAUCUUUGCAAGAGAAGGACUUUUCUCUGGAAAAAAAAGUGAGAAGAACUAUUAGUGUAGCAGAAGCUGGAACUUCUAAACUAUGUUAGUCUAUUCAUAAAACUCGUCAUUUGGCUAUGAUUUAACAGAAAGCGAACGUGCUUUUGAGGUAAAUAGUUCAAAACUAGUGAUUCGUCUAUCAUAAGUGAGUUAUAUUUAUCAAUUUUCAUUACUUGUGUCACAAAACCUGAAUAUUUUGUUCAGGGAAAUAUUUUUAGUGACCUGAUGUAUAUCAGACUGACUUGUCUACCG